AUGCUGACCCUCUCCCUCCCUCUCUAUGACGUGGACGCAAAGCCUCUGCAAACACUGUGGGUGGAAGAUCCUGACAGAUGUAGCGUUGGUAGUGGGGUGCUUGGGGGACUGUGGGGGAACCUGCAGUGGAGCUCAGCCCUCACCUGUGGGGUGGCCGCGUGCCCAUGGAAAGGGUCUGCUGACGCGGCCUUUCCCUGCGGCCUCCGCCGGCAGGAGGAGGCCCUGUGCUGUUUUUUCCACCCCAGGGAGUUAGCCAGCAAGAGCAAGUGGUUCUGCGAGGCCUGCGGGACGAAGACGCGUGGAAGCCAGGUCUUGAGGAUGACGCAUCUGCCCCAAACCCUGACCCUUCACCUGAUGCGAUUCUCCAUUCGGAACUCACAGACGGAGAAAGUCUGCCACUUGCUGCACUUCCCUCAGCGCUUGGAUCUCAGUCAGGUUCUUCUGGCUGAGCAUCAAGACUUCACUGAGGACGCAGAGCAGCGUGAAGCACAGUAUGAACUCUUCGCUGUGAUAGCCCACGUAGGGAUGGCAGACUUCGGUCAUUACUGUGCCUACAUUCGGAAUCCAGCGGAUGGAAGAUGGCUCUGCUUCAAUGACUCCAAUGUUUGUUGGGUGUCCUGGGAAGAUGUCCAGUGUACCUAUGGAAAUCAUCACUACCGCUGGCAGGAAACUGCAUAUCUUCUGGUUUACAUGAAGAUUAGAGGUUAAUGGAUAUACUCUAAACCUUCAGAGACUGACAAAUUCAUUUCUUUUCCUGUCAUUGGAUCUGCUGAGUCUUCUAGGAGAUUCUACAAUGAGGAAAAACAUAAAAACUGUAAUAAUUUAAGUCUUAAGUUAUAACCAUGAAUGGUUACUGGUGUGGUUUGGAUGUGGUUUGUCUCCAAAGGUCCUGU
This is a messenger RNA of Dipodomys spectabilis (banner-tailed kangaroo rat), 893 nucleotides long. Its product is annotated as ubl carboxyl-terminal hydrolase 18-like. The transcript has 6 exons. Lineage: Eukaryota; Metazoa; Chordata; Mammalia; Rodentia; Heteromyidae. Bases 1 to 708 code for a protein of 235 amino acids. Gene Ontology annotation, molecular function: cysteine-type endopeptidase activity; cysteine-type deubiquitinase activity. Gene Ontology annotation, biological process: protein deubiquitination. The record is from RefSeq and is a predicted model, not a curated record. Gene Ontology annotation, cellular component: nucleus; cytosol.